This is a messenger RNA of Polyodon spathula (Mississippi paddlefish), 4035 nucleotides long. RefSeq names its product TBC1 domain family member 2A-like. Lineage: Eukaryota; Metazoa; Chordata; Actinopteri; Acipenseriformes; Polyodontidae. The record is from RefSeq and is a predicted model, not a curated record. Bases 342 to 3227 code for a protein of 961 amino acids. The transcript is spliced from 15 exons.
ACAUCGUGCUAAUGUGCUUCUCAGGUCGAGCUGCUAAUGCACUUCUCCAAGCAAUGCGUGUAAACCUGGUGUAAAUGUUUGCCGAAAAGGUUCUGUCACCGAUUGUGCAAGCACGGAAGACGUGAAAUUGCAAGAACUCCCAUAGGUUAGUCAAUAAGCAAGACCCUUCAAAUAACCCACCCUAAGGAAAUGAAUAUACAAAACGAUCGUCAAAGAGGAGACAAAAGAAGACGAUUGACCUAAUCUGUCAGCUAUGUGAAAAACACUGAGGAGCACAAAGUUCGUAUUAAGCUUGUUUACGACAAUGAAGAAACCGUUCCUGCAGGCGAAUCAGCCCACACAUGGUGAGGACUGUAACGAUGGAGCAGGACUGUCAAGUCAGAAAACCCAAGCCUGCAGCUCAAUCCUCUGAUCCCAAUGAAACAAGCCCAGGCACUCAACAUGACCUCACUGCCAGUGCAACAGAGGAAGUGGGAAGCGCCAAGGAGAACAGGGUGGAUUCUACACACACAGACCAGAGCAGUGCCCAAGAGAAGCCAGUCAUGAAAACUGAAGUAGAAACCUCCUCCACAAAACUGUGCGGGUACCUGAACAAACUGGGGGGGCCCUUGAAGGCCUGGAAAGCCCGCUGGUUUGUUUUCGAAGAGAAGAAGUGCCAACUGUACUACUAUAGAAUGUCACAGGAUGCCAAUCCCUUGGGAAGCAUUGACCUGGCUAACGCUACUUUUGGCUACCCGGCUCAAGCAGAGGAAGGGACCUUUGAGAUUCAAAUCCCAGGACGGGUUGUUGUUCUGAAGGCAUUAAACAACCAAGCCAUGCUGUAUUGGUUGCAGCAGCUGCAAAUGAAACGGUGGCAGCACAAUACCAGCCUGGUGAAAAUACCUGCAGAGCCCUUCACUACCUCCACACAGCCAUGCCAGCUGCCUUCUGCACCUCAGGAAGAAAUGACAGAGGACUUCCUCCCAGAAAUAAAGACACCCAAAGGGCUGGUCGGAGAAGCAGCAGCCUGUCUGCCAGACCCCUGGCAACAAAACUUGCUGCAAAAGUUCUCCCUCAAGCAUCCCAUCACAGAGAUACAGAACACAGUCCUCAAUAUCUGUGGAAACAAGCCAGCUCAGGAACCGAGGUGGAGUGUGUUCAAUUUUGACGUGAUUCAGCAGCCGCUGGACAGUCCCUAUGAGGAUCCUGUGACACUGGGAGAAACAACAGUGCCCCUGCCACCCACAGCACCUCCAGUCCUUUCAGCUCCUUCAGUUUCUUCAGUUACAAUCGAGCCUAUGCAGGAAGCAAGGACUGGAGGGAAGAAUUCUCCAUCAAGCAGCAUUUCCUCUUCUUUUCUAGGUCUGAAGCGCUUCUCCACACAAGUGCGACUCUCCGAGCUGGUGCGACUCCUUCACAAGACUCUGGAGGCAGCACAACUGGAGAAGAGGACCAGCAAACAGUUCCUGGCAGCAGCGGGGGAGCAGGAGCGGCUGGAGCUGGUGCGGCACAAAGAGAGGUGCAUCGCGGACCUGGAAGGCCGUCUGGAGGCCCUGCACAAAGACAAGAAGGAGCUGGAGCAGAGCCUGGCCAUGCGGGACUGCCAAGUGAACGAGCUGCAGCAGCAUGUGCAGCUCAUGAUGGAGAAGAACAACGCUAAGCAGGAGGUCAUCCUCAAGCUGUCCGAGCAGGUGGACUCCUGCAUGGCCGACCCCCAGCGUACCAUAUCCAACACCAUGGGCACAGAGACCUUCUGCAAGCUACAGGAGAAGAUGGAGCAUCUCCAGGACGAUAUAGAGGCACACAAGAUCCAAAACAAGUUCCUCAACUCUGAAAUCUACCAGCUUACUAAGCUGUGGAGGAACAGUUCAGAACAGGAGAGGGGCCUCCUGAUCAAGUGUGCCUACCUGGAGGCCAAGAACUGCCAGAUUGAGAGCAAGUAUCUGAUAGUGCUGCGCAGCCUGCAGGAGAGCAAAGUGCUGGACAGCAGUCAGCAGGAGAUGGUGAAAAGGCUCAUUGAGGAUGCAUUUCAGGGAGACGUGAAGGACGUGCUCAAACUCAACCCCAUCAGUGAAUAUGACGACUAUGGAUUCAAGACUAUUCCUGAUUACGAAGUAGAAGACAUGAAGCUCCUGGCCAAAAUCCAGGCCCUGGAGAUCCGUUCCAACAACCUGCGCAACAACGAGAUGGUGGACAAGCCCUUGCGGACCAGGUGGGCCAACUACCUGGGCAGCCGUCCUUUGGGCGAGCUGGCUCCCUCCCCGGAACUGAAGGGCCUGAUCCGGUGCGGGAUCCCUGUGGAGUACCGGGAGCAGGUGUGGCGCUGGAUCGUGAGGACGAGGACGCAGGUCUAUAGGAAGCGGAAUCCCAAUCGCUACCAAGAGCUGACGAAGCACUGCGAGGUGUCGGAGCACCCGGCCUCACGGCAGAUCAGGCUGGACCUGCACCGCACCCUCACCGGCAACAAGCACUUCUCCUCGCCAAACUCCGACGCAGUCCAAAAGCUGCAGCGCAUUCUGCUAGCCUUCUCCUGGCAAAACCCCACCAUCGGCUACUGCCAAGGCCUCAACCGGUUGGCAGCUAUAGCACUUUUAGUCCUGAAGGAUGAAGAGGAUGCCUUCUGGUGUCUGGUGGCUGUUGUUGAAAUCAUAAUGCCACAAGAGUACUACAGCAAAACCCUGAUUGCGUCUCAGGCUGAUCAGAGGGUGUUCCGUGACUUUCUUGCGGAGAAGAUGCCUCGUCUGAUGGCCCACUUCAAGGAGCACAGCAUCGACCACUCCCUCAUCACCUUCAACUGGUUCCUGGUGGUCUUUGUGGAAAGCCUGGUCAGCGACAUCCUGCUCAGAGUGUGGGACGCUUUCCUCUAUGAGGGCACAAAGGUGAUAUUUCGCUAUGCGCUGGCCCUCUUUAAGUACAACGAAGAGGAGAUUCUAAAGAUCCACGACAAUCUGGAGAUCUACCUGUACCUCCGUUUUUUCACCAAAACGAUCUCUGAUGGCAGGAAACUAAUGAACAUAGCGUUCAAUGAUAUGAACCCCUUCCCUAUGAAGCUGCUGAAGAACAGACGAGAGUUUCACAUGGAGAAGCUAACAGCCGAGCUGAAGGAGCUGGAGAGGAUACAGGAGGAGUUUGUGAAAGAACAACAAGUGGAGCGUAAAGACAAAGACCUGGACACUGCUGUCAGCGAAGACGAAGAAGAGAUACAGACUGCAGUCAGCUUGCAAUUGCACAUCACUGAUACUAGUUAAACUCAUUUGUUCGCUUUAUUAUUCCCCGCUGUGGAAUAGAUGUAUAUGUAUGUCACACAUACAUCUAGAAAACUGCUAUCCUCUGUCUGUUGUGAAGUACAUAGGUAUGUCAGACUUACAUUUUUACAUGUACAUACUGUUGACAUAGGUCAUGGUGGUCCACUUUCUUAAGUUACUGGUUCAUACUUUGUAACGGUGGAUGAUGUAUGUUACUGAUAAACUUGUUUUAGAGCCAAGAAAUUCAGUUUACCAGACCUGCCAGAAUGCAGAAUAUUAAUGGAGGUAGGUGUGUUGGUAGUUACACACACACACACACACACUUAUUCUGUGGAUGCUUGACUUCAAAUCCAGUUUAGGUCACACGUGAAUGGAGUAUGCUGGUCCUAAGCCCCAAGCAGACAGAUGUUAUUUGAGUGUUUUAUGUACGUAUAAUUGCACAAAAGGGAGAAUUAAAGGGUGGGGGAAAAAACUGACCAGUUACAUUUGAGAACAUUUCUAAUAUUUAGGCGUUCAGUCAAAGAGUCUCUCAAAGGGAAUUAUUAUUUUUGGAAAGUCUAUUACUGCAUAAGCACUUGUAUCUUACCAAAGUCACUUUCCUCACAAGAUUAAACUGUGAAACCCAGAACAUACUUUAACUGGCUUUUUCGAGGCAUUUUCUCUGCUGUAUAAUGCAACAGAACUUGUUUUGUCUGAAGUUGUAUGAAUUUUUGCAUCCUUUGUGUAAGGUUUUUUUUUUAUUUAACUGAACAAACACCCAAUGCUAGUACUGUAUUAUCAUUUUGUGUUGUUUUAGAUUUGUUAAAUAAAA